AUGCCUCCGCGUGCUCCACAAGAUCUUGAAGAUUUAGCUCCUGAUCGGUCGCUGCCCAGAAUGCCACAGCUAGCUCCGCCUCAGGCGGAUCAGCCGCCACGUAUUUUGGGUCGUGUGGCGUAAGUUUUGUAAAAGCUUUUACGAAACUGUGAUUUUCUUCGCAGACCGAAUCCACACCGCGCGGGUGACCGGGAGAGAAGAGUAAAGUAAGAAAUUCAGCAAAACAAAACAGUUUUUCAUUAGACUUUUCAGUCUCGCCGUAAUCCCACCGGAACGCCGCUUCCCCUUCAUUCUCCGCUUCUUUUUGGCACCACAACUUGCUCGGUAAUAAACUGAAACAUCUCACAGUUCUUCAUCAUACCGUAUUUCUAGCUACCUGAGAAUGCGCCGUGAAGCUGCUGAAGAGCGGACAAGACAAGCGCAAGCGGAGGAGGAGAGAAGAUUUCCAGGAGAAGAGGAAAAUGGAAGUGGAAGCCAAGCGGACGAGGAGAAAGGAAACGAACCGAACGAUCAGGAAGGUCGAGGAGCUCCGACAUCACCCGCAACUGCACAGUAA
This is a messenger RNA of Caenorhabditis sp. 36 PRJEB53466, 556 nucleotides long. The record is from the annotation of a GenBank genome assembly. Lineage: Eukaryota; Metazoa; Nematoda; Chromadorea; Rhabditida; Rhabditidae.